AAAAAAAAUAAAAAAAAAGUUGGGGCAUUUAUCCGAAUUUAACUCCCCCACACCAUAAGAUUGGAGAGGCUUUAUUUAUCCAAGCAGGCUUGUAUUUUGUUAGGUAAUUCUUUGCUAUUUCCCGCUAAAGUUUAGCCAACAAUUUCACGGACUGGAUUUCAGAUCGAUUACUGGUCUUAACGCAGAUUAGCCAGGUUCACCGUUGGUUGGUGUCAAAAAAAAAAAACCCUGUGACCCCGCUUUUAACAAAUCUUCGUUUCUCUUUCUAAUACUCAUGUUUGGUACAAAUAGAUCAGACUCGCAUACUGGAGCUACUGCUCCAUCGCAUUUCCGUGAUAGGGCAAGAAAUGCCAUCUAUCAGGAACUCCCCGUUGCAAUUUCCGCUGGCGGAAACACCGCCACAUCGAUUAGGUCCGCUCCAACACACCUUCAGCCAUAUAAGAAGCUUUUCCCCAACUCCUCUCAUAGAUCACUGGCUUCCAGUGUCUUCCUGUCAGGCAAAAGGUCCGUGAGAUCGGCCCCGUCGAUGUACUCAAACUCAACGGCAACCAUUCCGGAAGAUUCGGAGCCUAUAACUACCACUGUGGAACAACUAAUCAAUGAUAUAAUGCUUCAUGAAACUGUGUCUAGAGACCUGCUGAUGCAACCUGAAGAAGAUGAAACUUGGAAAAUAUCUCUAGGGAGUCAACUUCAGUAUCAAAACGUUCCUGAAUCGUUGGUGGAUUGGAAUUUAAAUGUCACUCGAUGUAAAUUGUUUUUACGACAUCUUCCAACAAUUUCAUCUGUGCCAGAUUUCAAAUAUACUGGAGCUGUACCUCAGCUUGUGGGAGACCUUGCAUAUAUCUGUCACAUUGUAUUGAUUCUGGCAACAAUCUCUGAUAAGGAACUCAUUUAUAUACUUCUCCUGUCAAAUCUUUAUCAAGAACAUAAUUUAGAUCUGAAGUUUAAGAAAUCUGUGGCGGAAAUAUCCGUCAAGCAAUCGCGUUUACUUCAGAUAAACUCACAACAUAAUAAGAAAUCAUUACCGCCAAUCACUUCCAUCGAUAAUCAAACGUAUCUUCGGUUGGAAUUCAAAGAAAUAGCCGUGAGAAAUUAUCUCAUUAAUUUGGCAGCUGCUGCUACCACUGCUCAUGAAUACAAAUUGAAGUCAGACGAAAUGAAGAGAAACAUCAAGGCAAGUGGAGAUAAGAAGGCAAAGCUCCCGAAAGAUGAAAAGAAAAGGCUCUGGGAAUAUGUUAGACUGGAUGUAUUUAAAAGAGCUGGUUUGGAAGAAUAACUGCUGGGAAGUUUUAUUAUUUAGAAAUAUUCAAUUAAUUAUUAUGUAACAUUAUGGUAGUAGAUAAGAGAUGAUAAAGAGAUGAUAUGACCAUACUGUUUAAUAGUGUGAAGCCUUAAUAGUAAGGUUCUCUCACUUGUUAUUUUCUACACUCUAUCUUAUUAUGCGUAUAUUCCGUUAUAUGAUUAUGCC
Molecule: messenger RNA, 1468 nt
Organism: [Candida] anglica
Lineage: Eukaryota; Fungi; Ascomycota; Pichiomycetes; Serinales; Debaryomycetaceae
Source: the annotation of a GenBank genome assembly